Messenger RNA from Heterobilharzia americana, 991 nucleotides. The record is from the annotation of a GenBank genome assembly. NCBI's taxonomy places the organism in Eukaryota, Metazoa, Platyhelminthes, Trematoda, Strigeidida, Schistosomatidae.
AGAGAGCGAGCGGCCUUGACGGCAUGGCUUGACGAGUACAGCUCCCCAGAUACCCUCAUCAUAGGCUCUAACAUGCCCACAAGUGUUCAAGCAGAGAGUCCUCAAUAAGGUGAUGUAAAUACUCUGCACGCCUUUCAGAGAGAGACAUUGCCAUAAGACUUCUGGAUCAACGGAGUCGAAUGUCGCCUUCUGGUUGGGAAAUACGGCUAGUCUCGGGCGUUGGUAAGCGUGCCUGCGUUCCAGAGCCUGGUGCAGUGUGAAUGAUUGACCAAUACACCCACGGCCGGGCCUAAAGCCUGCCUGGUUUUCUCUGACUUGCUGUUCCCGAGCUCAACUCAGGCGUCGAAAAAUUAUGGAACCUAGAAUCUUAGACACUAUGUUUGUCAGGCUGAUUCUUCCGUGGGUAUCACAAGAGGACUUCUCGCCUUUCUUGAAGAUUGAAAUAAUCAGUGAUGUAGACCAGUCAGAGGGGAUCAUAUUUGAUUCCCAUAUACUGUUUAACACUUCCGUUAGCCUGACUAAGAGCACUCUGCCACCAUCCUUGUAUACCUCAGGAGUUAGUCCGUCUGGUCCUGCCGCCUUUUCUCAUUCCAGGUUACCUACUGCUUUCUCGACUUCUGUUAGUGUUGAGGUGCAUAUCUCAAUGUUCCAUUCAGGAUUUGACUGGAUAGCAGGCAACGCAAUGGUGGCUGGAGGCCAGUUAAACUGUUCCUCGAAGUGUUCUGCCCAUCGUUCCAGUCGUCUCUCUUGCGGGUGAAUCGCAGACCCGUCCUUCACCGCUAUGGUCUGACUAACCGUUGUUGACCUUUCCCCCCAAGUUUCCUUAAUAAGUCUAAAUAACUGUAUAUUGUUACCAAUCGCCGCUGCCUUUUCCAUCUCUUUAGCCUUCGCUGCCCACCACUGUUCGCGGUCAUUGCGUAGACUUUUUUCAGUCUACUUUUAAGUUGUGCUCGCUCUUCAUUGUACUCAGAGCCUGAAGGGAUGCGUUCAC